Lactuca sativa (garden lettuce) is the source of this 1104-nucleotide messenger RNA. RefSeq lists its product as uncharacterized. The record is from RefSeq and is a predicted model, not a curated record. Lineage: Eukaryota; Viridiplantae; Streptophyta; Magnoliopsida; Asterales; Asteraceae.
AUGAAUCGUCUUGAUCCAGCUCAUCCGUUCAAUGAUGAUAACGACGAUGACGAUUUGUACGUGACUAUGAUGUACCAGUAUUAUAUGGAUAACGUACUACAGCCAGAUCCAGCUCCACUACUCACGCGACGUGCGACGUUAAAUAGAGAUCAUGAGGAAGGGCAUAGACGUCUAGUCAACGAUUACUUUGCGGAAAAUUGUGUCUACCAGCCAAGCGAUUUCAAAAGAAGAUUUCGUUUGCGAAAAAAUGUUUUCCAAAGGAUAGUCAACGCUAUGGAAGCAAGGUAUGAAUUUUUCCAAAUGAGAUAUGAUGCUAGAGGUAAACGAGGCUUCACAGGGUUGCAAAAAUGUGUAGCUGCAAUUAAACUUAUGGCAAUGGGGGAGUCGCCCGAUUCUGUUGACAAUUAUAUGAGAAUGUUUGAGAGGAGCGCACGAGAAAGUUUGUAUUUAUUGACAAGAGGUGUUGUCGAAACCUUCGGUGACCAAUACUUGCGCAAACCUUCGUUGCAUGAUAUGAACAACUAUAUGCGGCGCAUGAAGAAAGACAUAGUUUUCCGGGUAUGCUUGGGAGCAUUGACUGCACACACUGGAAAUGGAGAAAUUGCCCCGUGGCGUGGAAAGGCCAGAAAAGCCCCGGAUGCUCCUUUCACAGUGAAUGGAAAUGAAUAUAAGUUUGGGUAUUAUCUUACAGACGGAAUAUAUCCACAAUAUUCCACGUUUGUGAAGGCGUUUCGACACCCAAUAGAUCCAAGAGACAAAUAUUUCAAGAGACGACAAGAAGGAGCACGUAAGGACGUUGAACGUGCUUUUGGGGUUUUGAAAUCAAAAUGGCACAUAGUUGAACAUGCAGCGAGACCUUAUGAGUUAGAUACUCUACGAUAUAUCAUGUAUGCAUGUAUCAUAAUGCAUAACAUGGUUGUUGAAGAUAAAGGACGCAAUAUUGCAACGUAUUCGCCUACGGAACCAAGACAUGUGCAAUUUCAACCAGGGACAUCAGAAUAUUUACAUAGAGUGGUUGAUAUUCAAGAUCAGCGAAAACGCAUGCAACUUCGUGAAGACUUGGCGGAUUACAUCUAUGUUGGUCACGAAGAUGAAGAUGAAUAG